Messenger RNA from Amoebophrya sp. A25, 3127 nucleotides. The record is from the annotation of a GenBank genome assembly. NCBI's taxonomy places the organism in Eukaryota, Dinophyceae, Syndiniales, Amoebophryaceae.
UGAGAAGCCAGCGUUGAUCAAAUUUGGCGACCUUCUUCGUAAAGCUUACUGCGAAAGUUGGAGAAGAAAAACUAGCAAAGUACUAGUAAAUCGUAAAACUACAACGAGAACAGAGAGUAGCAGGGCAAGCUCUACACCAUCCGCAGCGAAGAUGCCGGAAGACAAUUUUUUUCAACAUGAUGCGGACGAAAUUGCAUUCAGGACUCCUAAUGCUAAGAGGAACAAAAAUUCGAAGGAUGACGAAGAAGAACUGCUGCAAACUCCGGCCUUGAUGGAAUUGGCUAUGAACGCAGGAGUUGGAGAGGUAUUGUGUUUGUUUAUAUUAGAUCAUGGAUGAAAAGUAUUGACUUUUGUUCUGCGUCAAACUUUGGCUGCGGCUACUAUGUCUUUCCUUCUAUUCUGUCUCAUGAGCGCAUGGUUAUCAAUUUCUGAUCUACCUCGCACUAUAUCGCUUACCACAUCACAGCCAGGACUAUAUUGAGCAGCCGCACGUCAUUGCGCGAGUUAAGUUGGAAUACCAAAACGAAAGAAACACUACCAGACUUUGCAAAAAUUUGGCUUCCUGCCAUGAGCUGGAGGCUACCUACACGGACAAGAGUCGUACUAUCUUCUAUAUUUUGUAACUCUUCACGCAGCUACUUGCUUUGCAGUUCUUUUUUGAUCUUCGGAAGAUCCUCAACAGCUGCGAGGCGGAGCAGCACCCGCCUGCAGCGUUUGACGAUUACCGGUCGGCGCAGCGCUAGCACUUUGCGUAGGUGCCAGGGGUGGGCGGGGCUUGUUUGCGUAUUUUCCUUGUUCUUCAUCAUCUUGAAGAGGGGGCGCUCCGCUCUCGCGGGCAGCUGCAACCACGGGAGGAGCCUAGCGCGAGUUCGUUGCACGCUCCGAAGAUCGUCAUGGCUGCAGCGCCGGCGACGCCGAAGGCUAGCACCCGGGCCACCUGUGCAGUAUCUUCAGAGCGGCGGCAGCGGAUGGGCUCGCGCCUGUUGCAUGCUGCGGCUCGGUGACUUCUUGGCCUCGUUCAUCUACUUGGGCGCGCAGCUUUGCGCCAACAUCUUCGAAGAUGGCGCCGCCACGUGCUGGUGGCUACUGGGGCUGCCCCCGUCUGCUUACAACUGUGGGCCUCGGCUUGUUUGUGGGUCUCUCCCUCCUGGGCAGCAUGAUGACGGAAGUAGACAAGUAGCACCAGGGGCCAGGUGUCUCCGCAACUACAAGGAGGAGCACGCGGCAAGGAGUGGACACAUCAGGACGAGCCAGCCCGGCGCGGAGCGUGGCGGAGAUCAAAGAAGUGGGCGCCGCUUGUCGUGUCUUGUUGGCGGUGUGGGUCUUCGAGCAGAGGGCGGCGGUUGUGGUCCAACGGGAGAGCAGCGACUGCAGGCCACUGCUGCGAACAACUGAAGCCCAAGAAGAUCCACUGGCUGGAGCCGCCCUUAGCUGUGGUCGGCGCAGUCUCUUCCUGACCGCUUCCGCCUAGUUCUUAAUAAGCAAGAAGACAGCGACCGGCCAAGAAGAAGUUGCAGAAGUGGAAGCCGAAGCGGGGCACGCCGUCGACCUGUCCAAGCAGUUUCCUCGAAGCAGGCCAGAAGCUUCUGAGACGCCAGGAGAAGCCGCAGCGAGUGGCGCGGUGGCAGCUGUGGGCAUCAACGAGGCGCCGCGCGGCUACUCCUUUUUAACUUGUUGUCGCGUGUGGAUCUAGGUGAUUAGCAGGGCUGAGGCUGCGGAAUCUGUUCCAAAACCGGCCUGGGAUGCAUUGAUGUAGUAAGCGCCUGGCCGCGGCUGCGGAGGCCACGAGGACGAGGUGGCGGCUGUGUGCAGCUUCUUGCGCGCGUGGUUGUAAGAGUAACUGACAAGAUCGCCAAAAAAUAAGAACUGAAGAACUCGAGCGAGGAGCAGCGCGGGGGGGCAUUUUUCGUGACGGCGGGGGGGGGCAUCGUCCUCAGCUGCGGCGCCGUCUGUCAGGUCGUGGCCGCCGCGGCGGCUGUAGUUAUUUAUAUGCUGAGCCACUUCCGGAGGAUGAGACGGCUGAGGGACGAGGAGCAGGGCCAGAGGUGGAGCGGGAGGCGGACGAGGAGGGGGGUGCGCCUCGUCUUUCCGCGCUUGUUCGCGUUUUUUCGUCCAGGAGGUGGUCGACGACCGUAGCACCACCACCAGCAUGAAUCAUGGAGCAGGUGGAGGAGGCGGAAGAUGAGCAGCAGCUGCGCUGCACGGCGGCGGGGCGGGUGGUGGAGCCGCAGGGGGCUGGCUUCGUCUUCUUGUUGUUCUUCUUGCGCCAGGAGCAGCUGCUCUCUGAUGCAUUAGCACACAGCCCAGAGGGGAACUAGCCUAUUAUGUACCACUAAGGGGGUUGCGCCGCUGCGGCCCGCGCCGCCCGCAUCAGCUACAAUUUUGGUCGUCGUGAUGCUUUGCAAGUAGUACUAGAAAAAGAAGGAGAAGAAGAGCGCGCUAAUAUCAUUUAGAAUUUGACUGCUGUGGUCGUCUACUUCUUGUUUAGCAGGAGCUAGAAGACGCGGGGCGUGGCUUCUUGUGCCAGUCUGUCAGCGCGUGGCGUCGUCGUUUGUUCAUGUUCUUCCUCUAGUAUGUGCGGGGGCUUGGCGUUGUGGCCAGUUCGUGCUGUUGUAGAAGCAGGAGGAGGACGAGGCGGAGCCCCGCGAUCGUCUUGCUCUGCUUCUCCGUGUGUUGAUGAUGUUGUAGAAGUAGUUGGGAAAGGUGGGCGAGGACAGCUAUCUCGACGAGAUCAUGAUGGCGCCAGCUCUUACGAGCUUGCUUUGGCAAUUAUUUUAUUUUUAAUUAGUAAUAUCAUGAUCCCAGUCGUGCCUGUGCUCCACCCUCUUCUUGUGUAGUAGUUAGUCCAUGGUCUUCUAGCUCGUGUCCAUCUACUUCUUCUCUUUCUUGAUGUACUACAAGUAGUUGUUCCUCGUCGUAAUCUACUUCCUGAAGAACUUUAUGGACAUGGUGACUCCUAUUAUAAUUCCUAUUGCAGUUGCGUUUUCACUGGUGUGGCAUUAUUUUACUCACCUCCACUACCUACAGCUGAUACCCGCGCGUGCAAUGUCUAUCAACGCGUUCACACUUGGAUUCUGCAGCUGCUCAUAUGGAUGACGGGGAAUGUGGGCAAAGUGCUCAACUGGGG